This is a messenger RNA of Papilio machaon (common yellow swallowtail), 1411 nucleotides long. Its product is annotated as WD repeat-containing protein 74. The record is from RefSeq and is a predicted model, not a curated record. Gene Ontology annotation, molecular function: protein binding. Gene Ontology annotation, cellular component: preribosome, large subunit precursor; nucleolus. Gene Ontology annotation, biological process: ribosomal large subunit biogenesis. The coding region runs from base 57 to 1373 and encodes 438 amino acids. Lineage: Eukaryota; Metazoa; Arthropoda; Insecta; Lepidoptera; Papilionidae. The transcript has 7 exons.
UCGAAUUUAUAUUGCUUUAUAAUUAUAAUAUUUCUUUAAAUGUGAAAAGCUAUAAGAUGUUGAAAGACAAGCAAUUUGAUAUAUUCAUCGCAAGCAAUAUCGGAUCAUUCAAACAUGUCAAAUAUUACAUUGAAUCAUCAAAGAAUAGUAAGAAAUGUUUAGAAAAUCUAGUUAAUAUUAAAUCAUUAGAGAAAAAAGAUGGCAUCACAGCGAUGUCAUGGAGUAAUGAUAACCAGACAGAAAUCAUACUUGCAAAGAAAAAUGGUGUUAUUCAAUAUUAUGAUACGGAACAAGGGAAAUUUACUAAAUCAUACAGAACUGAUGUUGAUACUCAAAGUGUGGUCGGUGUCGGUCAACACGAGAAUAUACUCCUUGCUGGUGUAAGCAGUGGUUUUGUGAAGAUUUGGGGCAAAAUGAACGAAUCUGUUGUCUCUGUUGGAGGGAAAAUUGACAAAAUGAGAAUAUGUCAAGAUGAUACAACAUUAUUUGCUACAGGUGGUGAAGAGAAUGACUUAAAAGUAUGGCGUCUAGGUGAGACUGAACCUGUAUUUGCCGCAAAGAAUAGACCACACGAUUGGUUACAACUUCGAGUUCCUAUCUGGGUGUCAGACCUUACGUUUAUGCCAGGACAAGGGGGAAAUAUAUUAGCUGUAUGUUCCAGAUAUGGAUAUGUUAGAUUAUAUGAUACACGAGUACAAAGAAGACCGGUGUGCAAUGUUGACUUCCAGAAUGGUAUGGCAGCGACAUGUUUACAACCAAGCUUUGAUGAGAGACAAGUUCUAGUAGGUUUCGGUAGAGGUCAACUGCAUCAAGUAGAUCUGCGCAGAGGCAAACCCGAUAAAGGCUACAAAGGAAGUGUAGGAGGAGUUACAGAUAUAGCUUUAAAUCGGGAACACAGAUUGGUUGUAACAACUAGUUUGGACAGACAUCUCCGGGUACACAGCUAUGAUACGAAGGAAUUGGUUUAUAAGUUAUAUGUAACAUCAAAGCCAUCAAAUGUUCUCAUACAAACAGCGACUUCAACACCACUUUUAAAUCCACCGCAGUUUGAUUUAAAACAAGAAGACAUUAAAGUAGAAGAUUCCGAUGACAUGGAUGAAUUGUUCGAUGAAAUGGUGCCAGUGAGUGAAAAACGUCGAAAGAAGAAUCCGAAUGAUUCUGAACCCGAAAAUAUACAAUUAGAACAAGAAAUAGAAGAUAUCGGAGACAUGAGACCAUCAACAGAAGGCACCACUGACAUGGGCAUAGAAGAUAGCGUAGAAAAGAGAGACGCAAAGAUAAUGCAGCUGCUGAAGAGCACGGAGAGACAGAAGAGAAGAAUAGAGAAGAGGAAGAGAGAGAAGAAAGCGAGAAGCGUCUUUCAUAAUGCUUAGAAAUAUAUAUUCACAAUUAACAUAUUUAUUAUUCAAAU